Molecule: messenger RNA, 1210 nt
Organism: Temnothorax curvispinosus
Lineage: Eukaryota; Metazoa; Arthropoda; Insecta; Hymenoptera; Formicidae
Exons: 5
Coding region: 128-499 (123 amino acids)
Source: RefSeq, a predicted model, not a curated record
CUCUAAUUGGAAAUUCAACAAUGAUACCAUUCAUCUCGGCGGCUGUUUCGAACGCCGCGUGGAUCCUGGAAUCAAAACCAAUGUAACUUCGGUCUAGGACACGGAAAUUACCGUCGUCGACGAUACUAUGACCAAUCAGAUGUCUAUAUCGCCCCAUUGCACUAUGAAUAUGAAUGAACACGAGAAGAAUUUAAUGAUGGGAACGUUGGAGCAGAGAAAAGAGGCUUUCAAGGAGGACGAGGAGCUCAUGAGAGAAACUACGAAAUUUAUUAGCGAAGUGAUAGAGACCGCCGCUACGGAGGCUUCGAAAAGAAAGAUUCAGUCGGAGGGAGAUGGCACAGGCGAAGGUAGUAGAUUGAAGGGUGGCGAUACCAUCGCUGGCUGGAACAAUCGAGCGCGUGGAUUCUGCAAUCGUAUUCUGAAUGCGCUUUGCCCGUGCUUCACUAACCAUGAACUGUUCACCUGGACUCCGUACCGGUAUCGCUUCACAAGACCUUAACCGUUCGAUGACUCCCCGGAUUUUCCGUUCCGUCGUGCGAGCUUGCCACAAGCUAACAAAGAAACAAAAUAGAAUUAAGUUCUUUCCAUUGUUAAGUCGUAUCUCGAGUCGCGUAUCUCUCGUGCGGGCCAACUGAAGACAUCGCAUAUCCUAUUUGAAAAAUCGGCGCGGCUUUCUAAAUCUCGAUCUGGUUGGAGUAGAACACGUCGUUAAGGAAUGUAUUAAUCGUGUGUAAACAAUGGAGAGUGCCGUGCGUAACACACGAAUCGUCGUUGUCGACGUACGCCCUGAUAAAUCUUUCUGAUGUCUCGUGAAAAAAGACGAGAGUUUAAUCUGCUGUGGCUGCUGUGCAGCCGGGCGUGAAGGAAGCUACAUUAGUGUUCAAUGGAAGAGGUAACUAUAGGUGUAAUUGGAAGUGGCUCGUGUACUUUUAUUUCCGAGUAACUGCAUCGCCUUGUAGAGCAGUUUGAUGAAAAAAUAUGGCAAUAGUUAGUUUCUUAUUUUGUUCAACUUUGAGAUAGAGUCACUUUUACUAUUAUGCCUUCCAAUUCUGUAAGUUUCUCAAAUGAGGCAAUAAUGCCGCGUGACGAAUAGUUCCUCUCGCAUUCUUCGCGAUGUUAAACUUGCUUUGAUCUAACGUAUAUAAAAAAGGGACUUUUGUAUACAAUUAAACAAAACGUAUGUUUUGAUUUUAAUGUUUUUACCUUUUUC